Molecule: messenger RNA, 209 nt
Organism: Rotaria socialis
Lineage: Eukaryota; Metazoa; Rotifera; Eurotatoria; Philodinida; Philodinidae
Source: the annotation of a GenBank genome assembly
AUGACUUCGCUACAUUGUCAGUGUAUGGAAUCACGACGAGUACAACCUGUACCACGUCGACAUCUACUACAGCAACAACAUCAACAACGACGACAACGACAACGGCAACAACAACGACCACAACAACAACUACAACAACGACCACAACAACAACUACAACAACGACCACAACAACGACGACGACCACGACGACGACAACGACAUCAACA